Molecule: messenger RNA, 785 nt
Organism: Vigna umbellata (rice bean)
Lineage: Eukaryota; Viridiplantae; Streptophyta; Magnoliopsida; Fabales; Fabaceae
Source: RefSeq, a predicted model, not a curated record
AGCAAUAUUUAUCCCUAGCAGCAGUCAACACUGAACCAAUAAUGUACAACGGAAUAUUCUACCACCCUGAUGGCAGAUUUUCUCAAAACCAAUCCGCGAGACUGGAUAUUGAAAUGGCAAAGGAAAACAUGUGGAUGUUCUUACAAAGUCAACGAGCCCCGGCACCACCCAUUGAGGCAAUCUUAAAACAGAAUAAAGAUAUUCUACAAAAAAUAUUAAACAAAAAGAGAGAUUGGAUUCAUGUUAAGGAUCACAAACUUAGAAAUGCUCUUCACCAUGCGGCUUCUAUAGGUUACCAAGAUGGUGUUCAGUUGUUACUUAAAAGUUGUGAUACAUGUCAUAUGGAAACAGACAAAGAUGGGUUUUAUCCUCUUCAUUUGGCUUCCGCAUGUGGGCAUACUGAAGUGGUAAAGCAAUUGCUAGAAAUUUGUCAAAAUCCCAAAGAAAUAGUUGAUCAGAAAGGCCGAAAUAUUGCUCACAUUGCGGCUAUAAUGGGUCAAUUCAAUGUGAUAAGGUACAUAUUGCAAAGUGAAAAAGAUGAAGUUAAAGACAUGAUAAAUGACAAGGAUUAUGAUGGAAACACUCCCUUGCAUUGGGCUGCCUCAUAUUGUCAUCCAAAAGUUGUGCAAGCCUUGACAUGGGACACAAGGGUUGAUCUCCAUUGGUUUAACAACGACAACCAAACAGCUCUCGAUGCUUUUGAGAAAUUUAAACAAGAAGAUAAUCCACCCUUCCCACAGCGGCUAACAUGGUGUCUACUAAAAUCUGCUGGCGUCCAACUGUAG